Ipomoea nil (Japanese morning glory) is the source of this 3677-nucleotide messenger RNA. RefSeq lists its product as uncharacterized. Bases 1 to 2823 code for a protein of 940 amino acids. The transcript has 4 exons. The record is from RefSeq and is a predicted model, not a curated record. Lineage: Eukaryota; Viridiplantae; Streptophyta; Magnoliopsida; Solanales; Convolvulaceae. Gene Ontology annotation, molecular function: zinc ion binding.
AUGAGUACUGCAUUUUUGUAUGUAUAUGCUUUGAUAAAGUGUGGUGUUGCAUUUGUUUACUCCUUUUCGAUAAAGUGGCAGGACAGUGUUGGCAGCUGCAUUACUUUACUCUUAUUUAUCACAGUUGAAAGGCAUUUGUUAAAAGCUUUUGUCUGUUUAAAGUGUGGCAAUGCUUUUAUGUUAAAUGUGCAUUGCAUUUGUGUUGUCAGGAUGAAUGAAACUGUGGAAUUAAUUAUACAUCAUGGUGGGAAUUUCGUGCAAAAGCCUAAGUUGAAAUAUUUGAAUGGGGAGACAGAGGUAGUGAGGGUGGACCCUGAUGUUAUAUGCUAUCCACACUUACUCAAGUAUAUAACAAACCAAAGAUAUGGGAAAAUAACAUCUCUGACCUAUAAGUCUACCAAGGAACCCUUUAAAGCUUUAAAACUAUUAAAUAAUGAUGCUAGUAGUCUACACUUAGCUAAGAUUGCUGUUGAAAAUAAAAGGGUUGAGAUAUAUGUGGAGCAUGGGGUUGAUGAGCCUGAAGUAGUUGGUUUAUGUUUACCUGGGACUGGAGUUCAACCUGAGGCAGAGUUAGGAGCUGAGGAAGGGGGGGCUGCAUAUGAAGUUGAGGGUGAAUUAGGAGCUGAGGAAGGGGGGGCUGCAUAUGAAGUUGAGGGUGAAUUAGGAGCUGAGGAAGGGGGGGCUGCAUAUGAAGUUGAGGGUGAAUUAGGAGCUGAGGAAGGGGGGGCUGCAUAUGAAGUUGAGGGUGAAUUAGGAGCUGAGGAAGGGGGGGCUGCAUAUGAAGUUGAGGGUGAAUUAGGAGCUGAGGAAGGGGGGGCUGCAUAUGAAGUUGAGGGUGAGGAUGUAAGUGGGGGUGAAGACUAUGGAUUUGGAAGUGACUAUGAUACUAAUAGUAGCAGUGAGCAUUUAACUAGUGGCAGUGAACAUGACUCAGAGGUCAGUGAGCAGACUACAAGGGUGAAGAGAAAGAGAAAAGUUAGACUAGAUCCUGACCCUAUACCACAGUAUAUUCCAACACCUAUAAAUCCCUUAGAAGCAGAGGGAGAUUCUGUGUACUAUGAUUCCCAAGAUCCACCAACAGUUGAGGCAGAUUUGGAGAAUAAGGAAGGUGUUGAAGUUCAAUCAAAGUACAAUGACAACUACCCUAAGUACAACCCAAAAUCUGAUCCUCCAUUUCUGGAAUUAGGUAUGUACUUAGAUGAUAAUGUCGAAUUCAAGCUUGCUAUGAUAAGUUAUGCAGUUCACACCAAGAGAGAUUUAUUUUGGAAAAAAAAUCAGCUAAGGUAUGUGAGGGUUGAGUGUCUUGGAAAGGGUUGUGCAUUUCAUGUAAGUGCAGGGUGGGAAGAAAGAACCAAGUGUUUUCAAGUUAAAUCAAUUAUGGUGGACCAUAAAUGCAACAACCAAUUCACAUUAGGGAUAGUUAAUCAAAAGUGGUUAGAGUGGAAGUUUGAAGAAAAAGUGAGGCAAAAUCCAACAAUUGGAUACUCUGAGUUAAGCAGAGACAUUAAGUCUGAGAUGAACAUUAAUGUGAGUGUCAGUAUGUGUAGAAGGGCAGUGAAUGGGAUUCUGAAAAUGUUGGAUAUUGGUUAUGAGAGUCAAUUCAAAAAUCUUAGGGACUACGCUCAAGAGUGUUUGAAUUCCAAUCCAGGCAGUACAGUGAAGAUUCAAACAACCAUGACUGUUCCUACUUCACCUGUGGUAUUUCAGAGGAUCUAUGUCUGUUUUAAUGCCAUGAUGAAGGGGUUUCUAGAGGGGUGUAGGAGGUUUAUUGGAUUAGAUGGUUGUUUUUUAAAGGGAAAAUUGAAGGGUGAAAUCCUAACAGCUGUGGGUAGAGAUGGGAACAAUCAAAUGUACCCAAUAGCUUGGGCUGUAGUGGAGAUUGAAAACAGCUCUUCUUGGACAUGGUUUCUGAAUCUUCUAAAGACAGACCUCAAAAUAGUGGACAGUACUCAAUGGACAUUGAUGAGUGAUCAACAAAAGGGUUUAGCAAAUGUCAUACAAGAACUAUUCCCUGGGGUUGAGCAUAGAAACUGUGCUAGGCAUGUGCAUGCCAAUUGGAGUAAGAAGCACAAAGGGAAGGUCCUAAAAGCUCAUUUUUGGCAGAUUGCAAAGACUCCAACAGAAGCACUACUAGCUGAGAAGUUAAAAGAUCUAGAGAAAGUAGAUGCUGGGGCACUUCAUGACCUGAAGAGGUACCCAAUGCAGAACUGGUGCAAAGCUUACUUCAAGGAAGAAGUGAAAUGUGACAUGGUUGACAACAAUCUAAGUGAGGCAUACAAUAGGACAUUAUUGGCAGCAUGGUCAAAGAACAUUAUUCCAAUGCUUGAAGAUAUUAGAGUUGCAGUGAUGAAGAGGAUUGCUAAGAAGAAAGCCAUUGCAGAGAGAUGGAGUGGGAAUUUUGGCACAAAUGUCCUCAAGAAGUUGAAUGAAAAUAUACUUGGUAGUGCAGAUUGGGAAAUCAUCUUCAAUGGAGUUGAUGGAUAUGAGGUCAAAAGGGGAAGAUUUCAAUUCAAGAUAAACUUGGAGUUGAGGACAUGUUCUUGUAGGCUUUGGCAGUUGACUGGGGUGCCAUGUCCUCAUUCAAUUUGUGCCAUAUUUCACAGGGGCCAUCAACCGGAUCAGUACAUCCAUGAAUGGUACACCAAGGAAGUCUACUUGAAGACCUAUGAGCAUGUAAUACAGCCUAUAAACGGAGAGCAAUUCUGGCCAAGAACAGAAGGAGAUGAGAUACAAGCUCCAGUUCCUAGGAAGAUGACUGGCAGGCCCAAAAAAAAAAAAGAAAGGUUGAAGAUGAUGAAAAGAACAAGGACAAAAACAAAUUAAGUUCAGAGGUUAGAAAGAUGUCAAGGAAAGGAAGGAUCAUGACCUGUCAACUAUGCAAGGGUAAAGGCCACAACAAAAGAUUCUGUCCUAGUUUGUCAAGCCAACAACAAGAAGCAACUGCUGCUGGUACCUCUAUGGCUUCUAGUGGUGAAAGAGGAAGAGGAAGGCCUGCUAGUGCUCAAAGAGGAAGAGGGAGGGCUGCUCAAAGUGAUGGUGCUCAAGAAGCAACUGCUGCUGGUACUUCUAUGGCUUCUAGUGGUGAAAGAGGAAGAGGAAGGCCUGCUAGUGCUCAAAGAGGAAGAGGGAGGGCUGCUCAAAGUGAUGGUGCUCAAGAAGCAACUGCUGCUGGUACCUCUAUGGCUUCUAGUGGUGAAAGAGGAAGAGGAAGGCCUGCUAGUGCUCAAAGAGGAAGAGGGAGGGCUGCUCAAAGUGAUGGUGCUCAACAAGCAACUGCUGCUCGUACCUCUAUGGCUUCUAGUGGUGAAAGAGGAAGAGGAAGAGGAAGGCCUGCUAGUGCUCAAAGAGGAAGAGGGAGGGCUGCUCAAACUGAUAGUGAACAAAGUUGUCUUGGAAUCUCAGAUUGCACACAUCAGUGAAGAGUUGCAGCUUGCUUUGGUCAAACUGUAUUUUUGCAACAAUUGAAAGGGUUUAUCUUUUGUUUUGGUGGAAGUGUAUUUUGGCCGUUUAAUUAACAAUGAAUGGCAGUUUAGGCUGAUUUGGUGAAUGUAUGUUGGCUACUCAUUAAGCAGAUUUGGUGAAUGUAUUUUGGCUACUAUUUAAGCUGAUUUGGUGAAUGUAUUUUGGAUACUAUUUAGGCAUUUCGACUACUGACAAUGUCCAUUUGGUAUAUUAUA